UCUAUGAAAACAGUAAUAAACAAUUUAUGUGGUUCUUAAUGAUUAAUAUAAAGAAGUAUAAAAUGAACCGUAAAAUGAUUAUCGCGUACACGGCGGCUGUGUUUAUAAAUAUCUGCUAUUUAACAUUCGCUGAUAAUGAGACGGUAUAUAUAAACGAGACGGCCAUAAACAACAUCAUAACUUCAAAUGUACCAGUUAAUCUGAACGAGGUUGAUGGUGAGAAAGUCAAUAACUUUUUAUAUGGAGAUAUGGAUUUAGAAGAAGAACCAUUGGACUUGAGCGAUCUGGAUCCAUACCUGAACAAACUGGCAUACGAAACGGCUCACUCAAAGUUGCGAAUGGUUGAAAUCGAAGUGAACAAAUCUAGAAGGUUCCACGACACGCCCGGAUACAUAUUGAAUCCGUAUUUCGAGAAAAAAGCCAUGGAUUUAAUGCAGCAGUCGAUUUAUGUAACGAGGGACAGGUUGAACGACACGCGACAUAUCAGGCGAAUGUAUUCAAGGGAUCCGGCCUACAACAUAGCCAUUUUGUACGGAUCGUUGAUGCAGAUAAGAAUCAAAAUGGACCAUAUAUAUGGUACCAUUAACAGAUUUGGUAAAUAUACAAGAUUUUUAUGGUACAUUGUGUUGUAUGAGAAGUGUUUAGCUGCCAGUAUUGACGUGGAGUUUAUGGUGCACAAGAUAUAUAUGUUGGCUACGCAGUUGAAGAGUCUGUUUCAGGACGUUGAGUACGGCGAUUACGGACCAGAUCCAAAUGAGAUGGCAAUGUUGAAAAAUAUAACAGGGUAUUUGCCCUCCCCAUGAAAUACAACUUUUAUCAUCUUGUUCUAAAAUUGGUGAUUUAUUUUCAUAUUAAUAAGAUAAUAAUAAAUAAAAUCUUCCAAAUAA
Danaus plexippus (monarch butterfly) is the source of this 887-nucleotide messenger RNA. RefSeq lists its product as uncharacterized. NCBI's taxonomy places the organism in Eukaryota, Metazoa, Arthropoda, Insecta, Lepidoptera, Nymphalidae. Bases 27 to 803 code for a protein of 258 amino acids. The transcript is spliced from 2 exons. The record is from RefSeq and is a predicted model, not a curated record.